AUGUGUUCGUUUUUUCACAACGAAACGCCAUUGUGGAUGUCACUAUCGCAAAAUAUAAAUAAACAACAAUGGGUUUGGGGGCAAAUCUUUGGAAAAUUCUUUCACACUAUUCUCAAUUUUAUUUCGUUUCAAUUGCAUCGGUACUCGGCACAGGUACUGACUAUAUUUUUCUUUACGGAAGUUUUACAAAAAGCUUACUAUCGCAACAUCGAACAAUUGCAAGAAAAUGACAAGGAUAAUGCACCUAUUCAUCUGGAGAAACAUGAAUUGCAUACAUACGGAUCGGAUUAUGACUUGUCAUCAAAACAGGAAUAUGGCGAAUUCGCUGAAUUAAGAGAUAUGGUUGUUCCUUCGAGAGACAACGAUCCAUCGAAUGUGCCAUUGAUGACAAAUGAUGAUGAUGAUGAUGACGGUGACAAUGUAACUACUAGUGUUACUAACACGAAAUAUUACAUAAAAUCGUCAUAUAAGGCGGAUAUAAUCAAACGAUGUUUGCCGAAUCUUCAUUCGCUUGGCGAACUUCUUUUACCAUGUUUCCUUCGACAAGUAUUUACAGGAACUGUACUAUUAGCUUUAUUGUGCAUUUUGAUCAGCUAUGCACUUGCUGGUAGCCAAGCGUUCACAGCAUUGUUUAACAUUCCAUACAUUAAAAUGAUUCCGAUUUUUUGUUGGACAUGGACAUUUGUCGUCGUGUUUCUUCAUUCGUUCAUUCAACCGAUUAUUUCAAUCUUAACGUUUCUGAAAGGCACACUUUUUACUGCGACAGUCAUCGUUACAUUAUUAGUAGGAUUGAAAAUACAAAAUCCGGUUAAGAGCGAUUAUUCAGCUAUUGGAGACUCGUUUCUAAUGAGUACAAUCGCAUUAGGUGGAUUGAUGAACGUCAUGCCAAUGAUGUUUGCGAAAUUGAAACAAACUAGAGAAGAAAUAAUUGGUUUCAACGUAUCGGUGUUUCUUGGCUUGACAACAUGCGUUAUUUUGAAUAUUCUUUGGUGUUGGUCGAUCCUUGCCGUAGUACCUCAGAGCAGUACGUGUCUAUCGACAAAUAUUAACGAUUCGGUUCAUAUCGUGUUUAAUCUUAUGAAUGACUCACAAAUUCAUGGUCAAUGUAUUCAAUCACCUUCUUUAAAAAAAUCGGCACUAAAUGGAGAAAUCUCAACAGUACCAUUGACUCAAAUUCUUGAAAACGGCGAAUUCAGCUACUUUCAAUACGUUUCUUUUAUCGUACAAUUAUUCAUCAUCACGAGCAUUUCUGUAUCAUUCAUGACAAUGGGCUCUGCAUUACAUCAUACAAUCAAAGGUGUUGUCGAUUCAUACUGGAAUCCAACAUUAGAAGCCGAAACGAGCUUAAGAAAAUAUGGAAGUAUCUUCGAGUAUAUCACUGUACGAAGAAUCGCUCAGUGGAUUGCAUCGCUGUUGAUUUUUUCUAUCGUCUUUGGUAUUGCUAUGAGCAAUCCUAAGGGUUUCAAAUUGAUUCUUGAGCAAGCAGCAAGUCUAUUUCAAAAUGUCGAGGUUGGAUUAUUCCUCAGUAUAAUGAUUUACAAAGUUUCAACACGCGAAUAUAAUCAUUAUAUCCUCCCAUUUCAAUUGCCGUCAUGGUCACACUAUUUAAAAGGAAUCAUUCCAGUUUAUUUUCUCUUUGCUGUUUUUUAUGAUAUUUAUCAUAUAGUACGCACUUAUUUAAAAUAA
Molecule: messenger RNA, 1686 nt
Organism: Adineta ricciae
Lineage: Eukaryota; Metazoa; Rotifera; Eurotatoria; Adinetida; Adinetidae
Source: the annotation of a GenBank genome assembly